Molecule: messenger RNA, 4862 nt
Organism: Amphimedon queenslandica
Lineage: Eukaryota; Metazoa; Porifera; Demospongiae; Haplosclerida; Niphatidae
Product: girdin-like
Exons: 33
Coding region: 20-4729 (1569 amino acids)
Biological process (GO): cytoplasmic microtubule organization; cytoskeleton-dependent intracellular transport
Cellular component (GO): cytoplasm; centrosome
Molecular function (GO): dynein light intermediate chain binding; microtubule binding
Source: RefSeq, a predicted model, not a curated record
UGAUCCUAACACUUAUGGCAUGACACGGGUCAAUCGCUCAGUAGGAGGAGACAUCUCGUUGAGGCUCCAGAACCUCCAGCUAGUCGUUAAUUCAAUACUUCAUUUCUAUCUUAACUCACAGCAGCAGCUAGUGCUGGCGCCACUCCCUGAUGUUGAUACCAUCGCACACAAACCAGAAUCUGAGAAGUCCCUCGAUGAAUUAGAAAGGCUCAUUAUUCUUCUCCUGGGGUGUGCCAUUCAAUGCGACCACAAGACAAACCUCGUGGAACAAAUGAAGAAUAUGGAAGUGGAGCAGCAACAAGGACUCAUCUUUUACAUACAAAAGAUCACUGAGACAACGGAGUUUGUUUGCUCAUUGGACUGGGAGCCUGAUGACAUGGCAGGGAUAGCAAGAAUGGAAUUAGAGGGUUUAUGUAGACAGGCUUAUCUUUAUCUCCAGCAGGUUGCUAAGGACAGGGAUGGUCUCUUUGAUAACCUCAUCGAUACUGUCCAAGAGAGGGACUUUUAUAAAGAUCAGCCGGGACAGUUAAGUGUGUCGUCUGUUAAAGCAAGCCCAUCUCCACAAGUUAAUCCUGAAUUGAUAGAAUUGAAGAAACAAGCAAGGGCGUACCAGGAAGACAUCGAUCAGAAGACUGACAUGAUUACUGAAAUGUCACAGUCUCUCGAGCAAGCAAAGGCUGCCAUACAAAAGCUACAUUCUGAAAAACUGGAACUUCUCGACGAUGCCAAGAGUGCUCGUGCACUAAGGGAUGAGUUGGAAGCCUUUAAAGUUCAAAGUGCCAAGAUGGAGAAGCUGGAAACAGACGUCACAAAAUAUCGUCAAAAAGCGGAAGAUGUCGAAUACUUAAAGAAACGAGUCCUUGAGCUCAAACAGCAAAAUGAGCUUAUGAUUGAGACAAAGACUCUCCUUGAACAGAAAGUGACUUCCCUGACCUCAAAAGCGGACACUGUUGACGACCUUCAGGUUGAAAUAGCAUCUUAUAAAGUACAGCUGGAUGCUCUCAAUCAAGAGAAGCAGAUGGACAUGGAGAGGAUAGAGGAACUGGUAGCACAAACCGCAAGACUAGACCUUGAGAACAAGAGCAAUCAAGAGCAGAUUCAGCAAUUGCUAUCAGAGCUAGAAACAGAGAGAGAAAGAAUGUCUGCAGCUGGCGUUGUCUCGGGCGGGAGCAGUGAGUCUAGUUUAGGAUUCGAGAUGUCUGAGGCUGAUCUUGCUCAAAGAGCCAAACUGAAUCGUCUGGAGAAGGAGACAAGAGAAAUGGAGAAGAACAUGGAGGCACUGAGACACGCUCAAGCUAAAGUAGCCGAACUAGAGAAGACAAACAAGAAACUCUACACCCAGAAUCACUCUGACCGUAAAGAUAUCAUUAAACUAAGAGAAGAACUUGAGAUGCUAAAAGUGAAGGCCAGCAGGGUAGAUAAGUUACAAGCAGAACUGACAGCUCAAAGAGAGAAGGUGGAGGAAGGGAGUCGCAUGCAGUCUCGUCUUAAGGAACUGAAAUCCCGUAAUGAACAGAUACUGGAGGCUAAAGCAAUGCUUGAGGAUGAAGUGGACAAUUUGCAGAAUAAAGUGACUUUGCUGGAAACGCUAAAGAGUGAAUCCGCUCAACUGAAAGUGCAGAUUGACACUCUGAAUACUGAGCAUAUUGAAGAUCAAGCUCGUGUGCAAGAGCUAAUGGAGCAGAAUGCUCAACUAGAGCUAGAGAAACAGAAAUGUUCCGAGAAGAUUGAUUUAUUAACUGCCGAGCUGAGCAAAGGGGGCGGGGGAGUGGGAGGAGCCAAGAUGACUGUUCUAACUCCAUCAAGAGUCAGCGAAACUGACAUGGCAGCAAAGGCUAAGCUCCAAAGACUUGAAAAGGAAGCAAAGGAAAUGGAAAAGACGAUGGAGUCUCUGAGACACUCUCAAGCUAAGGUGACUGAACUAGAGAAGAAGAACAAGAGGCUACAAGAGCAGAGCCACCUCGACAAGAAGGAGCUGGUCAAAUUGAAGGAAGAGCUUCAGAGCUAUAAAUCAAAGACUAGUAGGUUAGAGAGGAAGCAGUCUUCAGUUAAAAUGAACGAAAAUGAUAAGACUCAAGAAGUGGAGGCAGCCCAUGGGAAAAUUGCUGAGCUUAAGCAACAGAACUUGCUAUUAACUGAAGCAAAGAUACUAAUGGAGGAGGAGAUUAACAGUUAUCAGGCAAAACUUGAUAGAAUAGGUGACAUGCAGGGAGAGAAUGCUGCCCUGAAGGUGAGAGUAAGCAGUCUUGAAGAAGAAAGACAAGACGACGAGCAGAGGAUGCAAAGUCUAAUGACUGAGAACGCUCAACUCGAAAUGGAAAGAGAUAGAAAUCGUAAUGAUAUUGAGUCAAUGAAGACCGAACUGGAUAAGCUGAGACUAUCACUCUCAGUUGCCAGCUCUUCAGUAAAAAAAGAAGAGAAUAGUGGAUCAAACUCUCCUGUUAGACAGCUCCUGUCUGAGAAUGAACUUGCUAAUCGUGCAAAGCUCCUUCGUCUAGAGAGAGAUCAUCGUGACCUCCAGAGAACCUACGAACUGUACAAGCAAAGGACAGAGAGAGCAGCUGCCGAGAUUGAGAAAAAUAACAAGAAGUUGAACACCCAACUCCACACCGAGAGGAAAGAAGUGGUCAAACUCAAAGAAGAACUCAAACACGAGAAAGAUGUUGCCUCGACUCUAACCAAACAAGUGGAGCGGUUACAGAAAUCAGCAGCUAAUCCCUCGGAUCCUGUCACUGAUGGACGGGAGCAGAAAAAGAUAUCUGAUCUCAGUACUAAGUUUGACGAAGCUCUAUCGCAGUCUCUCUCGAUAAAAGAAGGGAGGAUCAACCAGCUGGAGGGAAGACUGACUGAGGUCAUACGAGAGAAUGAGUCACUGAGGAACGAAAUGAGCUCGUUAAAGAGGAGGAGUCCACUCAGCCCCACCCACCAGCCUAACACCAGCACCACACCGGUCCACUCUGUGAAGGAGCAGGAAGUGCUAAGAUUAAGAGAAAAGAAUGCUCAGUUAGCGGCCAGUUUUAAUGAUUCCAAGCACAUUAUGAAGCACCAGCAACACAAGCUAGACACACUCCAGGAGAGACAAGAGAUGUUGGAGCAACUCAAUCAAACUUUAGAGGAAGAGAAGAAGACACUUUUAAUGCAAGUCAAUAAACUCCUAGAACAAAACCAAAGCUUGCUUUACAAGACACUAGAGACUAAAGACCAUGAGUUAGAGGAAGAACGAAUAUUCUCUGACAAGUUAGGCGAGUUAGAGAAAGAGAAGAACAAGUUAUCAGAGCAGCUCAUCCACCAGCAGAAACAAACCAUGGCAAUGGAAAUGGACAUGCUGAGAAAGAGGGAAAAGAGCAAAAAUCUUUUAAAGAAAGGAUUGAAGAAACUGAAAAACAAAUUCCAAAAUAAUUCUUAUAAGAUCCCCGAGAUUGAAGGCGUAGAGCCAGCCUCAUCCACCUCUUAUUCUCCUCGCCACACCAUCAACUUCCCCCCAUCUUAUCUCGCUCGCGGAGGAGAUGGUUCUUCUCUCUCGUCGAACCAAAGCAUCUCGUCAAACUCCCAUCACUCCGGGGGCAGCAACGAGAACCUUGAUCCAAUGGGAAGUGCUCCAGACGUCAAUCAGUACGUGCCCCGUGGCCCGUUCCUCAAUACUCCAGUUACCCUUCGGCAAAGGAAAACUCAGUCUCUUAUUGUACCAUCCUCCACUGAUGUUCUCCCUUCCUCUCUCUCCUCUGUCUCUUACCUCCCUGGGGGUAUGAGGGAUAAGUCGUCGCCGGAUGUCAUGUCGCUCGAAGAGUUUCUCGCCGAAACUGUCAAGACGCCAAACAGACGGAAGCUUAUGGAGCUCAAGCGUGCCUCGAUAGCCACUCCUCCAGCCACGCCCAGAGGUAGUAUGCUCUUUGGCAUGAAUAAUCUUGGUCCUGGGGCUUCUAAUCCUCAUUUUGAUCAGGCUGACAUCACCGACUUCUUAAAGACCCUCCAGGGAACUGAUGAUACACUUUCCAUACCUGAGGUUGAUGAGGAUGACAAGCAUUCUUAUACUUCAUCUGGUUCCACCACUCAAGAGGAAAGUUAUGAUAAAAUGCUUCUUUCAAACUUAAACACCAACAACAAUAAUAAUAACAACAACAAUGUUUUUGUUUCUACAGUAUCAAGGGAUCCUGGAACUGUUCCCACGUCUAGUGCUCAUUCCUUUGUUCCUAAGGUUUCCUCCGUGGCCACUUCUUCGUAUUCUUUUCGUCCAAUUUCCACACAACCCUUUGUCCCAACCAGUCAGCCGGUCUCAUCGCGUCCCUUACCUGCCCCGCCUUCUCAUCGCCAAUCAAACGAGCCCGAGAAAGAAGACAUCAUUUUGACCCAGCCCCUUUCUUCCGGCGGGUCUGAGACAAGUCAAACCACACCCUCUAGAACCACCCACAACCUCUCGUCUCUUCCUCGUAGAGGCUCCAUCGAGCGAAAGAGGUUUUAUAAUUCUCUGGCUGAUCUCAACUCAAAGAAACAGUCCGAGAAACGGAAGACUCACAAAUCAACUGAAAACCUUCUCGAGGAAGUGGAGGACGAGGGGGCGGUGGCUAGUAAAAACAGGUCACGCCUUCAUAGUGCCGAUAGCCCUGUCGCUGGCGAUAACAAAAAGACAAGAAGAAAAUUAUUUUCUUCUUGGAGGAGGAACAGUUCGUCAACCACGCCUCCUUGUGAUUCUGACCACGCCCAUGUGGAAGGAGCGGUCGUUUAUGUUUAGCAUGAUAGAGACUCGUAUUAAAAUAUGGAAUAAAUUGGAGAUAAUUAUUUUUGUAAAGUUGCACUAAUCUUAUUGACAAUAUUAUUGUUCUUGUGUUAUAGUAAUGAUAUCUUGUGUACUUGUUGUCUUCAGG